Molecule: messenger RNA, 3718 nt
Organism: Schistocerca americana (American grasshopper)
Lineage: Eukaryota; Metazoa; Arthropoda; Insecta; Orthoptera; Acrididae
Gene: CPSF2
Product: probable cleavage and polyadenylation specificity factor subunit 2
Exons: 16
Coding region: 174-2384 (736 amino acids)
Biological process (GO): mRNA 3'-end processing by stem-loop binding and cleavage
Cellular component (GO): mRNA cleavage and polyadenylation specificity factor complex
Molecular function (GO): RNA binding
Source: RefSeq, a predicted model, not a curated record
UUUUAGAAGAUGUGUCGUAUGUAAACAUAGUAUAUCAUCUCUGUUUCACUAUGCAACAACGUGACAAGUGAAAUAAUUUUACGCGAAGUGCUUUGCCAAAACAAGCCAAGUUUGAAAUGCAUGUUUAGGUUAAAAUAUUGGAAAUUAUUGUACAAGGGCACAUGUAAACCACCAUGACUUCAAUUAUAAAGGUACAUGCUAUUUCUGGAGCAAUGGAUGAAUCACCUCCAUGUUACAUGCUCCAGGUUGAUGAUUUUAGGAUACUGUUGGAUUGUGGAUGGGACGAGAAAUUUGACCCAGAGUUCAUGAAAGAACUGAAGAGGUAUGUUCACCAGAUUGAUGCAGUGCUUCUCUCAUAUCCAGAUCCACUACAUUUAGGAGCACUGCCAUACCUUGUUGGCAAAUGUGGCCUCAACUGUCCAAUUUAUGCUACAAUUCCAGUCUACAAAAUGGGACAGAUGUUUAUGUAUGAUUUGUAUCAGUCUCGGCACAACAUGGAGGACUUUGAAUUGUUUACACUGGAUGAUGUUGAUGCUGCAUUUGACAAGAUAGUUCAACUGAAAUACAAUCAAAGUGUAGCAAUGAAAGGAAAGGGCUAUGGCCUCACUAUUACACCAUUACCUGCAGGCCAUAUGAUUGGUGGUGCUAUAUGGAAGAUUGUAAAAGUAGGUGAGGAAGAUAUGGUGUAUGCUGUAGAUUUCAAUCACAAAAAAGAACGUCACCUUAAUGGCUGUGAGUUGGAGCGUCUCCAGCGACCAUCCCUUCUCAUCACAGAUGCAUUUAAUGCUACGUAUCAACAGGCAAGGCGACGUACACGCGAUGAAAAACUAAUGACAAAUAUAUUGCAGACAUUAAGAAGUAAUGGUAAUGUCUUGAUUGCUGUGGACACUGCUGGAAGAGUUCUGGAAUUGGCACACAUGUUGGAUCAACUUUGGCGUAAUAAAGACUCAGGUCUUAUAGCUUAUUCAUUAGCAUUGCUCAACAAUGUCAGCUACAAUGUUGUAGAGUUUGCAAAAUCACAGAUUGAGUGGAUGAGUGACAAAUUAAUGCGAACUUUUGAAGGAGCAAGGAAUAAUCCUUUUCAGUUUAAGCAUCUACAGUUAUGUCACAGCAUAGCUGAACUCAGUCGAGUACCAAGUCCAAAGGUUGUUCUGGCCAGCUCUCCUGACAUGGAAUGUGGUUUCUCACGUGAACUUUUCUUGCAGUGGUGUUCUAAUCCUCUUAACAGCAUCAUUUUGACCAAUAGGACAUCACCUGGAACACUAGCCCGACAGUUAAUUGAGCUUGGUGGGAACCGCACAAUGACUUUGGAAGUACGGCGUAGGGUGCGUCUUGAAGGUGCUGAACUUGAAGAACAGCAGAGAAAAGAAAGAGAAGCAAAGGAGGCCCGGGCAGAGAAAAGUGAAGAUGUUGACAUGAGUAGUGAAUCUGAGGAUGAAAUGGACAUGACUGCAGUUGGAAGAGGCCGGCAUGACUUACUUGUCAAGCAAGAAACGAAAGUACAGACAGGGUUUUUCAAGAGCAGCAAGAAGCAGCACCCCAUGUUUCCCUUCUUUGAGGAAAAAGUUAAAUUUGAUGAAUAUGGUGAGAUUAUUAGAUCAGAGGACUACAAGAUGGUUGACUCUAAUCCUGAAGCAGAAGAUAACAAGGAGAAUGUUGAAAUUAAGGAAGAAGAAGUAACAGUGGACAUCACUGAAGUGCCUACGAAGUGUGUGUCAUCUGUACGCCAAGUGCGUGUUGUAGCACAAGUCCAGUUCAUUGAUUUUGAGGGCCGCUCAGAUGGUGAAAGUUUGCAAAAAAUCUUGGGCCAAUUGAAACCACGUCGAUUAAUCCUUGUGCGAGGAAACACAGAAGGAGUACAGAUGCUACAAAAUGCAUGUAGACAUUGGGGAGCAGCUCGUGUAUUUGCACCUCAACGUGGAGAAAUUGUUGAUGCCACAACAGAGACACACAUAUAUCAGGUUCGGCUGACAGAUGCUCUUGUUUCAUCACUCCAACUGAAACGUGGAAAAGAUGCAGAGCUAGCAUGGAUAGAUGCUCACAUAACUACAAGAGAAGCUUCAAAGGAUGUAAAACCUGUAGAUGCAGAUACAGAGAAAGACGAAAAGGACGAUGACCAGAUAUAUACACUGGAACCAUUGCCUCUCAAUCAGAUCUCAGGUCACCAAACAGCAUUCAUCAACGAAUUAAAGCUUUCUGAUUUCAAGCAAGUGCUCACAAAGGCCAAUAUCAGCUCUGAAAUAUCUGGAGGUGUUCUCUGGUGCUGUAAUGGAACAGUGGCCGUGCGAAGGCAUGACACUGGCAGAGUCACCUUAGAAGGCUGUUUGUCAGAAGACUAUUAUAAUGUCCGAGACUUACUAUAUGAGCAGUAUGCCAUUGUCUGAAAUCUGUUGGUGUUAUUAGAGGAAGAUUAUCAAAAUGUUGGUGAACUUGAAGAGCCAUCACCUGUGGCACUGAGUGUUAACGAUACAAUUGAAAAGAAUUGUAUUUUGUGGAGCACGUAUUUGUCAGCAGCUUAUUUUUAAAGUCUGCUUUGUACACUUUGCUGGAAAUAUUGGAGAAGUUCAGGAGAUUCACCUGUAUAUGGACUUGUAAAUAUCAAUAGCAUUGUCUACUGCUGAGCAGUGACAUAAGCCAUUUCUGCAAGGUUUAUAUUUGAGAUUCCACAAGGGAUACAAUUUUGUAUAUAUGACUUUCUUUCAAUCAGAAUGAAAUCAGGAUCAUCCCUUUUGUGAUGCUGAUUCCUCAAAGCUGAUUGUUAAUGCACAAGUGGUUUUUUUUUUCUUGGCUGCAGAUCAGUCGUGUUUGUCUUGUAUUCAACACAGUGUAUAGUCCAAACAACUGAAAAUUGUGCUGAAAAAAAUCCAUCAAAAACUAUGUUAAUAUUUGGUGAAUUCCUUGUGCCUAAAAGUUAUGGAUCCCGCAUUUCUCUGAAACUUGUGGUGACAGGUAUAAAUAUCAGUUGCUGAUUGUCAUUUCAGUUGCCUGGUCCCAACAACUUGUUUACUCUUUAAAUUUUUUUAAAUCCAACAUUAAGAAUAUGUUGUGAAAAUGGCACAGUUUAAGCUACCUUGAAUGGGGUAGAUCUAGUACUAUAUGUUUUAUCGGUGUUUAAUGUGUUCGUACUAUAGCUUUAUUCCUACUGAUUUACUGUCUGAUUUUUUCCUCCUUCACUUUUUGUAUGUUGUAAACCUGUUAUUUUAUGUGCAUGUAAUGGCAUGCAUAUGUUGUUUUGAUAAAAAAUGGACUUAUCACUUUUUAUUUUGAUCCGUACCAAGGAUAAACCAUAAUGGAAAUUGCAAGGCGAAAGAAGAUAAGAAAUGACACAUGAAAGAUUGGAAAAAAUUGGGUUGGCAUUCAUACAGAAAUAAACUGCAGCUGUUAUUCCUAAAUCAACAAGUAAUGUAAUAUAUGUGAUGAACUCAAGAACUGAAGGAGUAUUAUUUAUUGGAUGAGAGAGAGAAAAUUAAUGCUGAGAAGUGGAAAAUAAGAUGAUCAAAAUAUUCAGAAUGGAAGGGAGUUGUAAGCUGUAAAAGAUGAGGAGCUAAGACAAACAGAUGUACAACCAAAGACAACCGCUGAUGACCUCGACGUUGAGCGCCCAUAAGCCCCAACCAUAGACAACCAUAGGAAAAAGCUAAUGAAAGACACUCUUGUUACAGUUGUACUGUUACAAUUUUACGAUUUUAGUUCAAAAUAAAUAAGUACGUCAGAUGGA